This is a messenger RNA of Eimeria acervulina, 678 nucleotides long. RefSeq lists its product as hypothetical. The coding region runs from base 1 to 678 and encodes 225 amino acids. The record is from RefSeq and is a predicted model, not a curated record. NCBI's taxonomy places the organism in Eukaryota, Apicomplexa, Conoidasida, Eucoccidiorida, Eimeriidae. The transcript is spliced from 4 exons.
AUGGUCGCUCUCACCCGUCGUGGCGUUGCGCUCCUAGCUAUUGCAGCCUGUGCAGCCACUGCUUUGGCUGCGGAGGGGCCUGCAGAAUCUCCUGAAGUGGGUUUUGAGGUCGCUGAGCAGCCUCAACAGCCGGAACCCGCCCCUGGCAGAAAGGGCGUCAGUCCUGGGACUCUGGCUGGCGCUGCCGUUGGCGCAGCCUUGUUGGCCGCGAUUGUUGUGUUUGGUAUCAAGGUAUUGGGAUCAAAGUUGGUUCAGACAGAUGAAGAGAAUGCUCCUUCAAAAAUCGCCGACGAGGUUUUGGGUUGUACGGGUAUGUAUGCUUUCAUGCAUUACGGGGAACUUCGUUGCUUGCCUGCAGAAGGGGCGGUUACACAUCGCGCUCGCUGUUUUUUCUUCUUGCGCGCAGACAAGAUGACUGUAUCCGCCGGCGCCACCUUGUGCUACAUUGAAGUUACCUAUGCGGGUGAUUCACGGGACGCAAUUAAAAAAAUGUCGGAAGAGGAUAAGAAUAAAACACGUGAUGACAUUUCUGACGCUCUUAAGGUGUUUUUUGGGGGCUCGACGGGGAGUGGCCAAUCUGUGUUUGAAUUUAAAGUGGGUGAAGGGAGCGUCAGACUAUCAAUCGACAGAAGAAGCACGCAGGCUACUGCAGAAUCGACGGGCGAAGCCUCCAGCUAA